AUGAAUCAGAAGAAUGGACAGAAGGCCCCUUGGACUCCUGAGGAGGACGAGGAGGUCAGGAAACUGGUAGAUAAGCAUGGAGACAAGUCCUGGGUCCUCGUCGCCUCGUUCCUUCCAAACAGAACGGGCAAGCAGAUCAGAGAGCGGUGGCAUAACCAGCUCGAUCCAAACAUCAUGAAAGGUCCAUGGACCGAGGAGGAGGACAUGCUGAUCAUGGAGGCUCAAAAGAUCCACGGAAAUAAGUGGGCAGAAAUUGCCAAAUUGGUUCCGGGAAGAACUGACAACGCGAUCAAGAACCGUUGGAACUCAACGAUCAGAAGGAAGAUGCGAAAAGAAAAGAACAUCGCCAUGUAA
This is a messenger RNA of Guillardia theta CCMP2712, 354 nucleotides long. RefSeq lists its product as hypothetical. Gene Ontology annotation, cellular component: nucleus. The record is from RefSeq and is a predicted model, not a curated record. Gene Ontology annotation, molecular function: DNA-binding transcription factor activity, RNA polymerase II-specific; RNA polymerase II cis-regulatory region sequence-specific DNA binding. Gene Ontology annotation, biological process: regulation of DNA-templated transcription. NCBI's taxonomy places the organism in Eukaryota, Cryptophyceae, Pyrenomonadales, Geminigeraceae. Bases 1 to 354 code for a protein of 117 amino acids. The transcript is spliced from 3 exons.